Molecule: messenger RNA, 4834 nt
Organism: Opisthorchis viverrini
Lineage: Eukaryota; Metazoa; Platyhelminthes; Trematoda; Opisthorchiida; Opisthorchiidae
Exons: 7
Coding region: 102-3689 (1195 amino acids)
Biological process (GO): negative regulation of canonical Wnt signaling pathway
Source: RefSeq, a predicted model, not a curated record
GAUUCACAAGAUGGUGUCUUAAUUGACAAACUUGCCAGGCUGCCGUGGAAUUGUUGUGGUAUGCCACUCUGACCCUCUUUUCCGUGUUGUAACUAGAAGUAAUGAGCUAUCCACCGGAAGCGUCGCGAUCUUGUCAUGAAGCGGAUGGUCGCAGUGACCGAAGCGGUGGUAGUGGUGGAGCUGCGGGCAGCACGAGCAGUGGUGGUGUUUACGGUCCACUUUGUGGGACCAGUGGGAAAUGGCCAUUUUCGACGUCAUCCAUUGAUCCACCAGUGGCUAAUGACCGCCUCCUUUCCAACUGGAAGAAGUGGUCUCUCGGUUUAGAUUAUCUUCUCCAAGACAGCGAAGGUGUAGCGCUGUUCAAAUCUUAUCUACAAUACGAAGGCUGUUCAAAUUUACUUGACUUCUGGUUCGCAUGUCAAGGAUUUCGAAGCAAGGUGGAUCCAUCUGACCAUCGGAAAAUAUCACAAUUGAUAAAAGCUAUUUACCGGACUUACAUCCGUGGCUCUAGUUCGGGAAAUGUUGGCUUCACCACAGCUCCGAUUACAACGAUGUUAACAGAACCUCAAGUUCUUAUUCAGCCGCGUACAGAGCCAAUCAGAUUACGGACCGAGACCCGUCGGAUGAUUGCCGAACGUAUUUCCAGAAAACAUGCCCUUGACCAGACGGUUUUCGAUCCCGCCCAAGCUGAGGUCGAGCAGUUUCUCCGCACAACUGCCUAUCCAGCCUUUCUUAAAUCUGAUGUUUACGUCGACUUCCUUCAGUCAACAUUAGAGGGCUCCAAUCGACGCUUCCAACUCAGUCAACCUGGCACGUCCUGGUCCAGUUGCCUGGUCGAUAGUGCUUCAGGCCAUUCUGUACACGGUCUGCCGGAAGGUCCCACAAAUUUUCCUUUGAGUGGUAAGAUUCUGCCAACUUUAGAGGAGGAUCGUGAGCUGAAUUCCGAAGAACUUUCAGGGCAUGUAGGUUUAUCGCAUCUUCGACCAGCAUCGUCCUCAUGUCCUCCGAACCCAGCCGGUGAUUCUAUGCAUCUGUCAUCCGCACAAUCCCCACCUUGGCAUUGUCCACAUUGUUCACAGUACCAUUCCCAGGGACAUCAAACUCCGUGCACCGCAAGCGAUCCCGUCCAACGGACCAACUAUCCUCCUCCACAUUUAUUUCCUCCAGGUUUUCGACCCCCAUUUUCUGUACCCAUGACGACCAAUGCGGUUGUAUGUUCUGCUCCAUUAACCGUGGAAAAUUUGCAAAUGACGCGGUUCUAUCGCGCAGAACUCUCAUUGCAGCAGCAUACAUUCUCAAACCAUCCAACACGGUCACAACAACAGCAGCAGCAGCAACACCCGGCGCCACAGCCAGCAAGCAUGCCUGCCUCGUUUGGUCCAUUGCGACCGGCAUUGUCACCACCACCAGCCUUGAUACAGCCACAGGAUUCUGGGGAUGCAAAUCGUCCGAGAAAUGCCUAUUAUUACUACCGCGGUUGCGACCAAAAGCCAGGGGCCUUUCCACGGGCUCACUUGAACUACAUGUACACUCACUGGGCCGAUGCGGUUUGUCCUCUGCCCACACAGGCAUCGGAUCCACGAUCAGGCAACCGUCUACCAUCGCAACCACCCAAUCCCUACCACAUUUCCUACGCUCCGGUUUCUGCUCGAGACUCCGAACGCCACAGUUUGUCCAGUGAGGCUCGGACGGAUGAUACGCAUUCGCACACAGACAGCAGUCAUGAUGGUGGUGGUACUCGACUUUGGCAUUCUUUCGGCCAUCGUCAUCCUGCCAGUCAUUCUUACCACCAGUCAGAUCGUCACACCCAACCGCAUCACCCACCACCACCACAACAACAACAACACCAUAACCAGUCGACAACAGCACCGCAGCCAUCUGCUCUGGCUCCCCCAUCGCUUCGCGGUCAGUCUGCAGACUAUCCACAUUUGGCCGAAUGUUCCGAGUGUGUGUGCACACAUCACCGUGCCACCGUUACUUCCCUAUCUAGUCCAGUCCCUUUUGUCACCUCACCGAGACCAGCGUUUCCUACUCGUGAGGAUUUGGGCCACUCACAACGACUGACCGGAUUGGACACCGCCACUGGAACGAGUAUGACUCAGUCUCAGGUUGGACAACGAAUGCAGCCUGUCCAAUCCACGGAUCAUCAGCCUGGCCGUUCUCACGCGAAGCACCAACGCCGUGCCGUGCGUCGUGGUGUGACUGGCUGGCGCAGCGGUGAUCGUAGCAAGUCAGCGGCUGCCCCAGCUGUUGGCGACGCGCUUCCGGAACCGGUGACUUCCAAGACCACAGUGUCUCGCUCUCAUAAUCUUGCGGAACGAGACCCUCAGGCUUUCUUCCGACUGUUGUCAGAGAAAUUGCAACACGUAUUGGAUAAUCAGCUAGCAACAGAACGUUUGGAUCGAAUUAUGACGGACACAAGUCCUGUUCCUCCUCAUUCAACUGGCGAUCAAACGACAGACUUCCCACCCACUGCUGGCAAACAACCAGACCCGAUUGAGGAUAUCACCGUCGCGUCUUCGGCUGGUAUGACAGUAUCCACAACUGCAGCUCCUGAGGUAGCCGUGCCCACUACUGUGCCUGACGCUCGGCAAUCUGGUCUGGCUGUAUCAUCCUUGUUACAAAGACCCUGGGCAGAUCGAUUAUUGGCGGCUGCGAGAAUCCAUGAGAACACACGAGAUAAUGCCCAGGCUAUUCUUGAAGAUCACUGUUCACGAAUUUGGGCUGCUUCGGCUGAUCGGACGCCAACUAGCAGCGGAAGUGGAAGUGGAGGGGCCGGUGGUGGUGGUGAAGUUGGUGUUUUAGGCAGCGCUGGGACGAACACGCUCAUGACGGAAACAGACAAUGCGGUUCGUCUGUACGAGCUCGGCUGCCGGUCGCUGGAUCCUGCAUUCCAUUUGAAGACACAUCAACCGAUUAUCCACGUGAAACAGAACGAAGCUGAGGAUGACCCGCGAUCGCUGCACUCACCACAUUCCAGAUCGUCUUCACGGUGCUCCGAUGUUGUCGGUAACCCCUUGCAAUCAACACGAUCGCGACAUCAUGCGUUACUUCCGUCUGGAAAAGAAGAGGGCGAAAUGUGGCCCGGCGAUUCCAUGGCGGCUACUCCCGGAGUUCAGCCGGCUGCUCCGCUCGAGCAACAGCCUGGUAAAGAGUGCAUCGUGGACAGCCAGCCGGUCCCCGAUUCUCCCUCUUCCUGCAUGUCCUCAUACGUUGAAUCAUCUGCUUCUCCGGGACUGCUGCCAACCACACUUCCUUGUGGUCGUCUGUCUAACAUGGAAUCAUCAGUACGCUCUGUGGGGCUACAAGUGGCUGCCUCCCCUGUUCCACCGUGCAUAACGACGCCUCAUUCAGUCUCAUCUUCGUCUACCACUACAUCCGUGGUGUCCGUUUCCACUCCUGGACUACCCGUCAGUUCACCUAGUUCCGGUAGCCCACACUCGCUGGUGAUUGGCUACUAUUUGGGAGACGACCCGGUCCCUUAUCGUAGCCUGUGGCCGUCGGCUGAAAUAACCUUGGGGCAGUUCAAGCAGCUAAUCCCGAAGAAGAAGGGUUCUUUUCGCUACUUCUUCAAAAAGCUCUCCAACGAAUUUGGUUCUGGCGUUGUUCACCAAGAAAUCACCAACGACAGUUGCCUUCUACCCCUGUGGGAAGGCAAGGUUGUCGCAAAAGUGGAGCGCAUCGAAUAAUCCAAUGAACACCGCUCAGUCGCCAGACCUCAUGUUAUUCUACUUAUUUCGUCCAUUCAGUCCGCUUUCAGUCUUACUCUGCAUUGUAGUGCGCCAUUUUUAUGACUUCGGAGGUUGUCUUUUUUGGGAGACUUAUCCCACCCCGUUUUUUCGUAACAUCUGCUAAGUCUUGCUAGUUUCCGAUCCCUUCGGUGCGACAACAAUUGUGCCUUAACCACGACACUCAUCAUGGUCAUUCGUAACUUCUUUCUGUGUGUGUGUGUGUUGGUGUGUGUGUGUGCAAUCCAACGGGCUAAACAGGGUCAUAGUUUGUUUUAUUUUGUGCUCAUUUGUUUCCUUUUCGUUUUUGUUGCUAUGUAUGGAAAUAAGGUGCUGACUUUGUCUGCACCUGACUACUGAAAGCCAUGCAGUAGUAGUAGUGGUGCUGGCUGUAUUGUUUUGCGCUGUUUGCGCUUUUGCCAUUUCUAUCCCCUCCCCGCCGUUUCAGAGAGCAAAGCCUUUUCUUCCAUCUUGCUCCUGUCCUAGAAUGGAACUAGUUUUUUCCCUACGCUUCUGUAUCUAGGCAACUGGGUUGCUUUUUGUCUCAAACGCGCCCGCAUGCUUCUCUGCCUGUCUGUCUGAUCGGUCCUGCUGGUGGCUCGCUGCUUGGACAACAAGCGCCCUUUCGUCUCGCCCCUAGUUUUUACCACCCGUAAAGGAUUGUUCGAUACUGUUUUGGAGCAUUCCUUUGUUGUGAAAUGGAAGACUGCUUCCACGUCGGCAAAACCGUUCACCCUCGACUGCCGUAUUUUUCUACCGUCGUGACCGGUGUUCUCGAAUUAGUGUGAAUCCGACUAAUUUCGUUCGUUUCGAUCCUGUUCCGUGAACAAACUGACACGCUCAGGUGUGCCAGUGCUUUACAGCUCUCUCUCUCUCUUGUGUGUUUUGAUUUGUUCGUUAUUGCGAAAUUGUCCCUCCAAUGCUACUGCUGAUACGGCUUUCUUCUCUUCUAAUGUCUGUUCUUCCUUCAAACCUCCGACUUCUUUUUUUGUCAGUCCGCUUGUCUGCAGCCUAUACGAAAUUUGGCAAUGUAUUACUUCAACUUCGGAUUGCUUCCUGCCAAUCGACGUCACUUUUAGCUUGUUGAUAGUAUGGAACCGUGAAAG